Molecule: messenger RNA, 1409 nt
Organism: Punica granatum (pomegranate)
Lineage: Eukaryota; Viridiplantae; Streptophyta; Magnoliopsida; Myrtales; Lythraceae
Source: RefSeq, a predicted model, not a curated record
AGUAGCACCUCCACCUUCCUCCCGCUCUCCCCCAUUCCCCCAUCCAUUCCCCGCCUACUCUCUCUCUCUCUCUCUCUGUUCGUCUUUCUGCUCUGAGACUGAGAAUGGCUCGUCUGGAGACUGCCCUCUACUGCAUUGCCACUCUGCUCUGCCUCCUCGCGGCGGCAGAGGCCCGCAUUCCCGGCGUCUUCACCGGUGGCCCGUGGCAGGAGGCCCACGCCACCUUCUACGGCGGCAGCGACGCUUCCGGCACCAUGGGUGGGGCGUGUGGGUACGGGAACCUGUAUAGCCAGGGUUACGGGGUGAACACGGGGGCACUGAGCACGGCGCUGUUCAACAACGGGCUGAGCUGCGGGGCGUGCUUCGAGAUCAAGUGCAAGGACGAGCCGCAGUGGUGCAACCCCGGGAACCCCUCCAUCUUCAUCACCGCCACCAACUUCUGCCCCCCCAACUUCGCUCUCCCCAGUGACAACGGCGGCUGGUGCAACCCUCCCCGCCCCCACUUCGACCUCGCCAUGCCCAUGUUCCUCAAGAUAGCCGAGUACCGCGCCGGCAUCGUCCCCGUCACCUACCGCCGGGUUCCUUGCAGGAAGCAGGGUGGGAUAAGGUUCACAAUCAACGGUUUCCGCUACUUCAACCUGGUGCUGAUCACCAACGUCGCCGGCGCUGGAGACAUCGUGCGCUUGAGCAUCAAGGGAUCCAACACGGGGUGGAUGAGCAUGAGCCGUAACUGGGGCCAGAACUGGCAGUCCAACGCGGUACUCGUGGGGCAGUCCCUCUCCUUCCGCGUCACGGGCAGCGACCGCCGCACCUCCACCUCCUGGAACAUCGCCCCCGCUAACUGGCAGUUCGGCCAGACCUUCACUGGCAAGAACUUCCGCGUCUGAAGGGACCGAACCCGGUCCACUACAACGUCCAAUCCAAGCUGCAAACAAUUAUUAUUAUUAUUAUUAGUAAUAUAGGGACAGGUUUUAUUUACGAUGUUUUGGGUUUUAUUGGUGACGGCUCCCGCCUCCUGUUUCUCCAAUUAUUUGCCCGGGGAAAUUUGAAGUGCCGAGGGAGUGGAAAAAAGGAUUUUACAGGGGUAAGGGUAAAAGUGAAAAGAAGUGGACAGUGGGGUUGGGGUUAAUCUAGGAAAAAGUAAAAGUAUGUGUGGGCCAAACUCUGUCUUCAGGGGAAUUUGGGUCUUUGAUAUUAAAAUUUUUAGAAUAUUGGGGGUUGCUGCUUUUGCUGGCGAAAGGGAAGACCGGCGUGGUAAAAGUAAAAGCCAAAGGGGGAGAGUGGCUGAGCUGAAGCGGCCGCAGGGAAAAAAAGGAACAUUGUAGCCCGCAGCUUUUGCUCUUCUCCUGCGUUCUUCUUGUUCAACUCCAAACAUUAUGGUAUGAUUAAUAGAAAGCGUAUUUAGUAUA